AUGGAGGAGCAACAGCAGCGCCCCCUCCGACAUGGAGGAGCAACAGCAGCGCCCCCUCCGACAUGGAGGAGCAACAGCAGCGCCCCCUCCGACAUGGAGGAACAACAGCAGCGUCCCCUCCGACAUGGAGGAACAACAGCAGCGCCACCUCCGACAUGGAGGAACAACAGCAGCGCCACCUCCGACAUGGAGGAACAACAGCAGCGUCCCCUCCGACAUGGAGGAACAACAGCAGCGCCACCUCCGACAUGGAGGAGCAACAGCAGCGCCCCCUCCGACAUGGAGGAACAACAGCAGCGCCACCUCCGACAUGGAGGAACAACAGCAGCGCCUCCUCCGACAUGGAGGAGCAACAGCAGCGCCCCCUCCGACAUGGAGGAGCAACAGCAGCGCCCCCUCCGACAUGGAGGAACAACAGCAGCGCCCCCUCCGACAUGGAGGAACAACAGCAGCGCCCCCUCCGACAUGGAGGAGCAUCAGCAGCUCCACCUCCGACAUGGAGGAACAACAGCAGCGCCACCUCCGACAUGGAGGAGCAUCAGCAGCGCCCCCUCCGACAUGGAGGAGCAUCAGCAGCUCCACCUCCGACAUGGAGGAACAACAGCAGCGCCCCCUCCGACAUGGAGGAGCAUCAGCAGCGCCCCCUCCGACAUGGAGGAGCAUCAGCAGCUCCACCUCCGACAUGGAGGAACAACAGCAGCGCCACCUCCGACAUGGAGGAGCAUCAGCAGCGCCCCCUCAGACAUGGAGGAGCAUCAGCAGCGCCCCCUCCGACAUGGAGGAGCAACAGCAGCGCCCCCUCCGACAUGGAGGAACAACAGCAGCGCCCCCUCCGACAUGGAGGAACAACAGCAGCGCCCCCUCCGACAUGGAGGAGCAUCAGCAGCGCCCCCUCCGACAUGGAGGAACAACAGCAGCGCCCCCUCCGACAUGGAGGAACAACAGCAGCGCCCCCUCCGACAUGGAGGAGCAUCAGCAGCGCCCCCUCCGACAUGGAGGAGCAUCAGCAGCGCCCCCUCCGACAUGGAGGAACAACAGCAGCGCCCCCUCCGACAUGGAGGAACAACAGCAGCGCCCCCUCCGACAUGGAGGAGCAACAGCAGCGCCUCCUCCGACAUGGAGGAACAACAGCAGCGCCCCCUCCGACAUGGAGGAGCAACAGCAGCGCCCCUACAAAAGCCACUAUAA
Hemiscyllium ocellatum (epaulette shark) is the source of this 1188-nucleotide messenger RNA. RefSeq lists its product as uncharacterized. Bases 1 to 1188 code for a protein of 395 amino acids. NCBI's taxonomy places the organism in Eukaryota, Metazoa, Chordata, Chondrichthyes, Orectolobiformes, Hemiscylliidae. The transcript has a single exon. The record is from RefSeq and is a predicted model, not a curated record.